Misgurnus anguillicaudatus (oriental weatherfish) is the source of this 18269-nucleotide messenger RNA. Lineage: Eukaryota; Metazoa; Chordata; Actinopteri; Cypriniformes; Cobitidae. The record is from RefSeq and is a predicted model, not a curated record.
UUAAAUAAACGCCUCUGAAAUCCUUCCACCAAAGUCUGUCUUUAUAGGAUUAGACUUGCACAAACAGCUCUCCAUCAGGGGUUCCUACAAAUUUCCCACCCCGCUUACAUUGAGAUGGAGUACCGGUAAGCAUUAACGUCACCAAACGGUCAACUAAUGGAUGUUUCAACAGCUGUGACCCACCGGACUUUCCACCAAUGACAAACCUUCCACAUGUUGCCAUGAUGCCCCUCACCAUUUAUAGACAACCGACCAACACAUAACCCAACUAACAAAAGUGUUCAACACCUUGGAAUAAGAGUUAAUCAGAAGAAGGAUGUAUCGCUUUUUGGACCUGGUUUAGAUGGAACUAUACAGACAGCAUACAAACCAGUGGAAUUAAUUUGUGUGGAUAUUAAGACAGCAGACACAGCUGUAGUUUCUGAUAGACUCAGUUCUUCAUGAACACAAUGAAGAUCCUGCUUGUGUUUCUUCUGGGUCUUCGUCUUGUCAUGGUGAUGGGGCAUUGGUGUGAGCAGACGGUAGAAGAGAAGGUGGAGAGGAUCAUCUCACCACGUCUACAGCUGGAGGUUAAAUGUGCUGAGGUUUAUCAAUACAACACUCAAGGUUGGAGAUUGGAUGUGGACCGAAUGCGCCAUGAGCAUGGCGGUGAUGAUGGCAUUGCGAUGUAUUACAAAAGUCAGGGUCCCAAAGCAUCUUGUUACUUAUUCAAACUCCCGGAGAUUGAGACGGAAAUGGUGAACAGAACAGUAAGACAGUGUUGUGAAGGCUGGACCGGGCCACACUGUUCACAGGGUGUGGGUGCCAGAGGUCAGUGUUUCUCCACCUGGACAUGUGAAGAGUUUCCAGGUGUUCACAACACUUCUCUCAUGGCAUUGGAGCAAUGUUGUAGUAACCUGUGGGGUUUGAGCUGGAAGAACGCGUCUGAUGAUACCUGCCUGUCCUGCACAUACACACUCUUACCAGACAUGAGUUCUCCUCUUAUUCGUGGGGGUCUCAUCCGAGGCGUCCGGGACCCUCAGGCCUCUGCCACCUGUAUGAGUUGGGGCGGAUCUCACUAUCGCACCUUUGACAGGAAACACUUUCAUUUCCAAGGCACCUGCACAUAUCUAUUGGCUUCAUCUACGGAUGGGACGUGGACUGUGUAUAUAAGUUCAGAAUGUGACAGCUCAGGUCACUGCAGUAAGACUCUCAGGAUGAUGUUGGGUCUUGGUGUGGUCUUCAUCCAUAAAGGCAACAUGACGGUUAAUGGUUUAGUUCUCCCGCAGGGUGAAUCUCUUUUCCAAAACGGAGUCAGCGUUCACUGGUUGGGUGAUUUUGUGUUUGUGGAGAGCGGUUUGGGCGUCCGGGUGAAAUUCGACAUGGAGAACACGGUGUAUGUGACGGUUACGGCUGAACACCAGACGGCCACUCGGGGACUCUGUGGAGUAUAUAACAAUAACCCUGAUGAUGACUUCACUACCAGCAGUGGAAGUGUUUCACAAUACGCCGCCAGCUUUGGAAACUCAUGGCGCGUUCAGGAUCAGAAGUCUCAGAUCUGUAAUGAUGCUGCUGAAUUGGGUCACAGCUGCGAUGUUACUACUGAUGUCGCCCUACGUCGUAAUGCAGAGACUGCCUGUCAUCGCCUGAAAGAAGCACCGUUCCUACACUGUCAUCACCGGGUGGAUCCUGGUCCUUACAUAGACACAUGCCUCUAUCUGUACUGCAGUCUGGGUGCGAGCGAAAGGAACGCGGCGGUCUGCGAUACUUUAGCCGGUUACGUGCGCGAGUGUGCGCAGCAACACAUCGUAAUCAGCUGGAGGGGGGCAGGAUUUUGCGAGCGUGUGUGUCCCAGAGGUCAGGUGUUUUCUGACUGUGUGACGUCCUGUCCCCCCAGCUGCUCGUCUCCUCUCCCGCCUGCAUCAGGACAAUGCAGAGAUGAGUGUGUUGGGGGCUGCGAGUGUCCUCAGGGUCUCUAUCUUCAUGCCGGUCAGUGCCUGAGACGAGACGAUUGUCCGUGUUUCUACAGACGCCACACGUACGGUACAGGAGGCACGAUUACACAGAAGUGUAACACCUGCGUAUGUCGAGCGGGUCAGUGGGAAUGUUCUGGAGAGAGGUGUGAAGCUCAGUGUACUGUGACUGGUGGAAUGCACAUCACAACAUUUGAUCAGAAGAGAUACGGCCUGCAGGGCGGCGACUGUCGCUUCACAGCUGUAGAGGAUUUUGUAGAUAAGAAGCUCACUGUGACCAUCAGUGGAGGCUCAUGUGCUGGUGGAGGAGCUGAUGGAUGUCUGAGAGAACUGACCAUCACUGUGCUUCAUACAACAGUGAUCAUUACAGACGCAGGUUCGGUGAUGGUGAAUGGUCAGAGGGAGAUGUUGCCAGUCAUAACAGGUGAUCUGAUGGUCAGAAAAGCUUCCUCUAGUUUUCUAGUAGUUCAGGCAUUUGGAGCUCAAUUGAUGUGGUAUCUGGAUGGUCCUCUGCUCUUCAUCACCCUACAACCUGGCUUUGCUCAUAAGGUUCGAGGGUUAUGUGGCACUCUGACCUGGAGUCAACAUGAUGACUUCACCACACCUGAAGGUGAUGUAGAAAACAGCGUUCCCUCUUUUGCCGACAAGUUCAGCAUAGGGUCAUGCCCUGUAACCUUAGCCGUGACCUCUGACCCCUGUGGGACGUAUACUCAGCGCAGACAGUACGCAGAGAGCGUUUGCUCUGUUAUCCAGAGCUCGGUGUUUCAGCCAUGUCAUGAUGUGGUGGACAGAGAGUCGUACCUGCGUCUGUGUUUAAGUGAGGUGUGCAGCUGUGGCCCCCUGAAGUCCUGCCAGUGCACCGUCCUCACUGCCUACUCCCGUCAGUGUGCCCAGGAGGGGGCGCCGGUGAGCUGGAGAAAUCGCACCUUCUGCCCUGUGCAGUGUUCAGGUGGACAGGUAUAUCAAGAAUGCGGGCGUCCAUGCGGAGCUUCUUGUUCUGAUCUGUGGCGAGGUUGGAGCUGUGAGGGUGAGGACAGCAGGAACUGUGUGCCAGGGUGUCAAUGCCCGGACGGACUGGCACAAGACAGUGAGGGUCAGUGUGUUCCAGUUGACAUGUGUCCAUGCAUGCACGGAGACAAACUCCACCCUGCAGGAACUACCAUACAGAAGAACUGCAACAGCUGCGUGUGUGCACGUGGCGUGUGGACCUGCACAGAUCUCACCUGUCCUGAGGUCAGUCAAUGUCCAGGGUCUCUCAUCUUCUCUCCUCACUCAUGUUUGAGAACAUGCUCCAGUCCAAACUCUCCUCUAGAUGUCUGCACCGAACCCAUCCACGGCUGCGUCUGCCCUGAAGGGACCGUGCUGCUGGAUGAUAAAUGUGUGACGCCUGAUGAAUGUCCGUGUCACCACAACGGCAAACUGUAUUUCACCAAUGACACCAUCUCUAAAGACUGCAACACAUGCGUCUGUCGAGAUCAGCGUUGGCACUGCGGUCAGCUGUUAUGUGCGGGUACCUGCGUGGCCACGGGUGAUCCUCAUUACAUCAGUUUUGAUGGGCGUUACUUCUCUUUCCUGGGCGACUGUGAGUAUGUGCUGGCCCAAGAGACGAGCGGUCUGUUCAGCGUGACUGCUGAGAACGUUCCCUGCGGGAGCACAGGGGUCACAUGCACGAAAUCUGUCACGCUGACUGUCGGCAACACGGCCAUACACCUGCUCAGAGGUAAAGCUGUGACUGUAAAUGGUAUUCCAGUGACUCUUCCGAAGUCAUAUUCUGGCAGUGGAUUGGUUCUGGAGCGGAUCGGGAUGUUUGUGUCUCUCACCUCUCGACUCGGAGUCACUCUGCUUUGGGAUGGAGGUAUGCGCCUCUAUGUGCGACUGAUGCCACAUUUGCGUAGCCGAGUUGGAGGAUUAUGUGGAAACUUUGAUGGUGACGCUGAGAAUGACUUCACUACAAGACAAGGCAUCAUGGAGUCAACUCCAGAACUGUUUGGAAACUCCUGGAAAGUCAGUCCUUCCUGUCCUGAUGUCACGGACCAGGACCUCCGGGACCCCUGCAUUAUCAACCCUCACAGGGUAACAUGGGCGAAGAAAAAAUGUGCCGUGAUUGGUCAGGAGAUCUUUAGCCCGUGUCACGCAGAGGUGCCGUUCCAGAUCUACUACGACUGGUGUGUUUUUGAUGCCUGUGGCUGUGAUUCAGGAGGAGACUGUGAAUGUCUGUGUACAGCGAUCUCUGCGUAUGCUGAGGAGUGUAACCGCAGAGGAGUUUAUAUACGCUGGAGGUCACAGGGACUCUGUCCUCUUCAGUGUGAGAAUGGUUUGGUGUAUGAGGCCUGUGGUCCUGCCUGUUCUCCUUCAUGUCCCAGUUCUCCUCCAAACCCUGAAACUCUCUGUAAUGCCCUCUCAUGUGUUGAAGGCUGCUUCUGUCCUCACGGCACCGUACGGCACGGUGAUUCUUGUAUCCCUGAGUCUCAGUGUCCGUGCGAGUGGGACGGGUCUUUGUUUCCUGCGGGAGCGACUGUUGUUCAACACUGUCAGAACUGUUCAUGCUCUGAUGGGAGGUGGCAUUGCGUUGGUUCUCCAUGUUCUCCUCCGUCGCCCUGCAAGGACUCUGAGUUCCUGUGCUCAGGUGGAUCUCAGCGUUGUAUUCCGGCUCUCUGGCUCUGUGAUAACGAAGACGACUGCGGUGAUGGCUCUGAUGAGAUCUGUCCGUCCACGUGCGCUCCGGGUCACUUCCGCUGUUCCGCAGGUCCCUGCUUACCCCUGGAGCUCAGAUGUAACGGACACCCCGAUUGUGCCGACCAAUCGGACGAGGACUUCUGUGCCCCGACAUCACCUGUACCUGCCUGUCCAGCCGGAGAGUUCAGUUGUGCCAACGGCCGCUGUUUACCAGCGAGGAAAAUCUGUGAUGGGAAGCUGGAUUGUGGAUUUGCAGACGAUUCUGAUGAGCAUGACUGCGGCGUGCUGUGUAGACAGGAUGAGUUUCGCUGUUCGUUGGGUCGCUGUGUCCUCUAUCUUCAUCGCUGUGAUGGUCACGAUGACUGUGGAGAUUAUAGUGAUGAGAGAGGUUGUGUGUGUUCACUUGGAGAGUUUCAAUGUCCCAAUGAUCAGUGUGUACCUGCAGACCGAGUCUGUGACGGCCAUAGAGACUGUCCAUCCGGCAUCGAUGAGCUCAUCUGUCCUGUUAAAGGGUGCAGUCAGUAUGAAUUCGGAUGUACGAGCGGUCAGUGCGUCCCGCUGGCCUGGCGCUGUGACGGUGAGACAGACUGUCUGGAUGGGACUGAUGAGAAGCAUUGUUCUCGCACGUGCCAACCUGACCAGUUUCUCUGUCAUACUGGAGACCAGUGUAUCCAACACCAGCAGCUGUGCGAUGGGACGCCAAACUGCAAAGAUGCUUCAGACGAGAGCGUGGACAACUGCGGUUCCACACGGAUUCCUCCGUGUCCGGAGAGCUUCUCCUGUGAUAACCGCACAUGCGUCAAUGCUUCACGUGUGUGUAAUGGGAUCCCUGACUGCCCCAAAGGAGAGGACGAGAUUUUGUGUGAUAAACUCAGACCCACCGCAGCGCCACCUAGUGAUGGAAACACAAGUGUUGUCUGUCCAGAGUUCACCUGUGCUGACGGAUCAUGUGUUCCCUUCAGUGCGUUAUGUAAUGGUAUAGCAGACUGUCCAGCUGCGGGUCCCUCGGAUGAGCAGGACUGUGGUAACUGGGGCUCCUGGGGGCCGUGGAGUUCCUGCAGUAAUAGCUGUGGAGCCGGGACCAAGAGCCGACAGAGACGCUGCACUCCAGAGGAUUCAGACAGAUACUGUAGAGGCGAGAGCAUCCAGAGACAGCAGUGUUACUCUACAGCCUGUCCAGUUGAUGGCUACUGGCUGCCGUGGGUGACGUGGUCAAAUUGUAGUGCAGGUUGUGGAGGGGUGGAGGUGCGUCGGAGAGAAUGUUUCCCACCACAGAAUGGAGGCAAAGCCUGCGCAGACCUGCCUGGAGAAACAAAUCACACUACAGACAUCAGACCGUGUCCUCAGGACAGCUGUUCUAAUGUCUCGUGUCCAGCGGGUCUCGUCAAACACAGCUGUGUGUCGUGCCCUUUGACCUGUGCUCAUGUGUCCGGGUCAAUGACAUGCGACCCAAACUCCAAAUGUUUCACAGGCUGCUGGUGUCCUGAUGGGAUGGUCAUGAACCACGAGGGCCAAUGUGUCCUGCCAGAUGAAUGUGUUUGUGAAGUGUCCGGGGUCCGGUAUUGGCCCGGUCAACAGGUUAAAGUGGGCUGUGACAUCUGUGUGUGUGAAAGAGGAAAAGCCCAGCGAUGUCAACCUAACCCAGAGUGUUCUGUUCACUGUGGUUGGUCGUCCUGGUCAUCAUGGGGUGAAUGUUUGGGUCCGUGUGGAGUUCAAAGUGUUCAGUGGUCGUUCCGCAGCCCGAACAACCCCUUGAAAUACGGCAAUGGACGACAAUGUCGUGGGAUUUACCGGAAGGCCAGACGCUGUCAGACGGAGCUGUGCAGUGAAUGUGAACAUGCGGGUCACUCGUAUCCAGUGGGCGAGCGCUGGAAAGGGAGUCACUGCCAGCUGUGCCAAUGUUUGCCCAAUCUGACGGUGCAGUGCGCCCCCUACUGCCCAUACACUGCCACUGGAUGCCCACAGGAUCAAACUCUGAUUCCAGCAGAAGGAGAUCGAUGUUGUCGUUGUGAAGGUAAUGGCACCACUAUAUUAGCAACUACACCCAUCACCCUUCCAAUAACAUUUGAGGGCCCAACACCAUCAGUGAUCCCUCCAUCUAUACCAACAUACCCACUGCCACCGGAAGAUGAGUGCUGGUCACCUUUGGGUAUCCAGUCGCUCCCUGCAGCCAGUUUCAGCGCUUCAUCCUACCAGCCAGGUCAUCCUCCAUCAGCGGGACGCCUGCACGCACGAGACCUCCACAACGACCUGCAGGGUUGGAGCCCAGAACCGGAGGAGUACAGAGACCUCUCACCAGGGGCUCCUGAGGGGCACAGGAUCUCCACACACGCCCCAUAUCUCCAGAUAGACCUGCUGAGACCCUACAAUAUCACAGGUGUGUUGACUCAGGGUGGAGGUGUCUUCGAUACCUUUGUGUCCAGCUUCUACCUGCAGUUCAGCAAUGAUGGACAUCAGUGGUACAUGUACAAAGAGUUCAUCACUGAUGCCAGACCCAAAGCCAAGGUGUUUUUGGGAAACAGAGAUGAUCGUAAUGUCGCUCUGUCCCGAUUGGACCGGAUGGUGUCGGCACGGUUUGUUCGAGUUUUGCCUCAUGACUUUCAGAACGGAAUUUAUCUGAGAGUUGAACUCAUGGGCUGCGCUGAUGAGCAUCAUUGGUCCACUCCUACUCCUCCACUGACCGUCUCGCCUCCACUGCGUCCCUGCAGAGAAAGAGAGUUUUUGUGUGGGAACGGCCGCUGUGUGCCCGCUGGCCCUCAGGGGGCGCUGUGUAAUGGCCGUGACGACUGUGGAGAUGCUACAGACGAACUAAACUGUGGUACUCGGCCAACUCCUACCAAACGCUGCCCAUCAGGUCAGUUCUCCUGUCCUCCACCAGGGGGCUGUAUUGAGUCAGCGCAGCGGUGUGAUGGAGUUCCUCAUUGUCCUGAUGGUGCUGAUGAGAGAGACUGUACACAUACAAAUAUAACCCACAUCACGCCUACAGCCGCCCCUCUCAGGACACCCAGCAAGAAGCCCAUAACCACACCAAAAGUUAUCACCACCACAGAGGCAGGACCUGGUGCAAGAGGUAUCUGCUCUUCUGCUCUUGGAUUUGAGGAUGGGCGUGUCAAUUACGGACAGCUGAGCUCGUCCUCCUACAGGGAGAAUAAUCCGGCUGAUGCAGGCCGUCUCAAUGUUGUGCCUAAUGUUAUGAUCAUGGAGCCUGGAUGGAGUCCGUUGCCCAGUGAUCCUCAUCCGUUCUUGCAGGUGGAUUUCCUGGAGCCCACUUGGAUAUCAGGGGUGGUGACGCAGGGCAGCGAGCGUAUGUGGGGUUACCUCACUAAAUACAGACUCGCUUUCGCUUUAACGGACAAUCACUUUACCGACUUCACUGAGACCGGAGAGAGAGGAUCUGCUCCGAAGAUAUUUGAGGUGAGGAUGGUGGGUCGUACCCCAGUCACACGUUGGUUGGAGAGGCUGGUGAAAGCUCGCUAUCUCCGCAUCAUUCCUGUCGAGUACAGACACACUUUCUACCUGAGGGUCGAGGUUCUGGGCUGCAGAGGAGAUGAGUUGGUCACACCCAGUAGUGCACUAUCCACAGCGUCACAUGGUGUACCAGGAUUACAGAAUCGCACUGGACCGACAGGAAGUCCUGGUCAUUAUGUCACCUCUGGACCUCCAGGGCUCCACACCACAAGUCCUCAAGAUGGCCACCCUGGUGUGGCUCCGCCCACUAAUGUCACAACAGCGGCACCUGAUCUCAUCAGCCCACGAGGACCAACAGGAGAACCAGGUUACUUAGACAUGACGACACCCUAUGAUGACGGUUUACCCAGAGUUCUGUGCGUCGAGGGCCAGUUUGUCUGUAGGAGUUUUGGUUGUGUGGAAGCAGCACUCGUGUGUGAUGGACGUAAAGAUUGUCCUGAUGGCUCAGAUGAAGUCCACUGCGGGACCAUCACACCUGUACCAGGGCCCAUACCACCCAGCCAACAGCCCGUGGUACCCAAACCCUGCUCAGUCAAACAGUUCAGCUGCUGGAGUGGAGAGUGUGUGAGUUUGGGUAAGAGGUGUGAUCUCCACCGAGACUGUGCCGAUGGUUCGGAUGAGCAGGACUGCUAUGAUUGUAUUUUGUCUCCGUGGAGUUCGUGGAGUCAGUGCAGUGUUUCGUGUGGACUGGGUUCAUUGUUUCGUCAGAGGAGCAUCAUGAGGGACGCCCGGCCGGGCGGUGCCUGCGGAGGAGCUCAGUUUGACAGCCGGGCGUGUUUUCUACAGGCCUGUCCAGUGGAUGGUCAGUGGUCCAAGUGGUCCGAAUGGUCAGCAUGUGACGUCCCGUGCGGUGGAGGACUGAGUGUGCGAAACAGAACCUGUUCAAACCCUCCACCUAAAAACGGUGGUAAAGAGUGUGAGGGAAUGAUCAGACAAACACACACCUGUAACCCACACACCUGCGGUCCUGAUACUGACACACAUACGGGUUGCACAGGAGGAAUGAUGUUGGUGAAAGAGUCGGACUGUUUGGCUGGAGGAAUCGAUCCGUGUCCUAUGAGCUGCUCUGAUCUUUAUUAUCAGACCAACUGCACAUCAAACUGCACUACAGGAUGUCGUUGUCCUCCUGGACUCCUUUUGCAAGCUGGUCGUUGUGUCAGUGCCGGUGAAUGUGAGUGUUUAUGGGAAGGUUCUGUCAUCCAGCCUGGAGAAGAAGUUCGCAAUGACAGCUGCAGCUCAUGCGUGUGUAAAGAGGGGCGUGUCGUGUGCGAUGAGUCCAGCUGUGUGGCUCGCUGUGAUUGGUCGGCGUGGUCGUCAUGGACGUCAUGUGACAGUAUCUGUGGGACGGGGAUACAGCAUCGUUACAGGUCUGCUCUAAGCCCGAGGUUGGCGUUGCGAGUCGAGCCGUGUGAUGGUGACUCUACAGAAGCCCGUCGGUGCUACACACCCUGUUCAGAGGGUCCAGAGGGGGGCGAAUGGAGCGAGUGGACGAUGUGGUCCGAGUGCAGUAAGACGUGUUUUCAUCAUGUUGAUGCUGUGGGAAUGAGACGGAGAUUUAGGAGCUGUAAUCACACAGAUGCUAGCGCCCCCUGUGGCGGAGACGCAGAAGAACAGGAACCAUGCAACACAAACCACUGCCCAGUUAAUGGUGGCUGGUCGUCCUGGUCCAGCUGGUCUGAAUGUUCAUCGGAGUGUGAUUCUGGCGUUCAGACGAGAGAUCGAUUCUGCAGCGCUCCUCCUCCUCUAUACGGGGGUCUCGGAUGUCCCGGGCCCCACUUACAAACACGAGACUGUAACGUCCAACCCUGCACGGGUGUGUGUCCAGAAGGAAUGAGCUUCAUGUCUAAGGAUCAGUGUCGGUCUCAAGGCGGCGCGUGUCCUCGUGUGUGUCUGGAUACCAUGUUGGACGUUGAGUGUACUACUGAGUGUUAUGAUGGCUGUUAUUGUUCUGCCGGUCACUAUCUGUUCAACAACACGUGUGUUCCUAUAGAGCGCUGCCCGUGUUUUCAUAAGGGUGUGCUUUACAUGCCGGGUCACACCGUACCCUACGACCACUGUAACAACUGCACCUGUGUUAAUGGAGAUAUGACGUGUGGAACGGAGCCCUGUCCUGUGGAUUGUGGGUGGAGUGAAUGGACAGCCUGGAGCGCGUGCAGUCGUACCUGUGACGUGGGCAUCAGACGACGCUAUCGAUCAGGGACCAAUCCAGCACCGGCUUUCGGUGGGCGUGCCUGUGAGGGGGAACGCAUCGGAAUGGACACAUGCAGCAUUACACCUUGUUUUGGAGUGAAAGGUCCGUGGAGCUCGUGGUCCGAGUGUUCGGUUCCCUGUGGUGGUGGUUACAGGAACCGUACCAGAGGUCCUUUGAGAACACAUGGAACCCCUCAGCAGUUCAGCGCCUGUAACCUGCAGCCGUGCGGAGGUGGACGUGUGUGUGCACCGGGUCAAGAGUGGAGCGCUUGUGUGAGAGAUGUCUUAUUGUGUUCUGAUUUGGGAACUGAUGCCCCGAGAGAUGCCACCUGCCAUCCUGGAUGUCAAUGCCCUGAGGGAUCAGCCUUACAGGAUGGAGUGUGUGUGUCUCUGUCUCUCUGUCCAUGUCACGUUGAUGGACAGCAGCAUGAACCAGGAGCAACAGUCACUAAAGACUGUAAUAACUGCACGUGUGAAUCAGGAGGACUUGUCAACUGUACAAAUGUGCAAUGUGAUGUGGACGGUGCCUGGUCAUCUUGGACUCCGUGGGGUUUGUGUUCUGUGUCAUGUGGUGCUGGUCUGCAGUCUCGCUAUCGGUUCUGUUCUAACCCGGAGCGGAUGGGAACCGGACGGCCUUGCGUCGGCCCGGACAGACAGGACAGAGUUUGUGCUUCGGCACCCUGCAGCCGAGAUGGUGGCUGGAGUGAAUGGACGUCCUGGACGGAUUGUACCAAGUCAUGUGGUGGUGGCGUGCGGAGCCGCAGGAGAGACUGUGAUAGGCCCAUUAAAGGAGGUGAUGGUGACUAUUGUGAAGGACUGGGAACAGAGAUCAUCACGUGUAACACAGACCACUGUCCAGUUGCGCCAUGUUCACAUGUUUCAGGAACUGUGUUUAGUGCGUGUGGGCCGUCCUGUCCACGCUCAUGUGAUGACCUCACUUACUGUGAUUGGCGCUGUGAGCCCGGCUGUUACUGUACUGAUGGUAAAGUUUUGAACUCAAAUGGGUCGGAGUGUGUUGAGAGAGAGUCCUGCCCGUGUCUGGAUAUGCUCACUGGACGACGGGUCGAAUCCGGAGAGAUCGUACCCGCUCCAGACGGCUGCAAUAACUGCACCUGUGAGGGAGGAAAACUCAUCUGCAGUGAAACGCCGUGUCCAGUGGAUGGAGGUUGGUGUGAAUGGUCAGAUUGGACGCCGUGCUCCAAGACCUGUGGUGCAGAGUGGGUUUCUCGAUACCGCAGCUGUGCCUGUCCUGAACCCAGAUCAGGCGGAGCACCGUGCCCUGAUCAAGAGGAGGAACACGCUGGACUGGGCGUACAGAUCCAGAGACAGCCGUGUCCAUCUGUUACCUUCUGCCCUGUUCAUGGCUCAUGGGGUUCGUGGGGUUCGUGGUCAGAUUGUGACGUCUGUGCAGGUGAAUCUGUCAGACAGCGGGUGUGUAACAGUCCUCCAGCAAAGUUUGGCGGUCUGCCCUGUCACGGAGAGAGCCGACAGAGCCGAGGCUGUCAUGACAACAUCACCGAUUGUACAGACUGUGGUGGUGGUCAGGAGUAUUGGCCCUGUGGGAAACCCUGUCCCCGUUCCUGCUCCGAUCUCCAUGGAGACACGGAGUGCAUUGAUGAUCCGGGAUGCAGUCCGACCUGUGGUUGUCCUGGAGACGGGCUGCUGCAGGACGGCGUGUGUGUGGAUCGAGAUCUGUGUCGAUGUAAAUUUCACAACAGCAGCACGAUUGGGUUAGACGCUGGUAAUGUUUCUUGGGCCUGGUCUGGAGAAUCAGACUGGAAACAUGCAAAUCCAGGAGAGGCGAUCAUCACUGACUGUAAUAACUGCACGUGUGAAGCGGGCGUCCUGCAUUGUGAAUCACUUCCUGGUUGUUUUGUCGAUGGUGGGUGGGGCCAAUGGGCAUCCUGGUCCGAAUGUUCUGCCCCAUGUGGGGGCGGGGUUAGAAUGCGUUUGCGUCAGUGUAAUAACCCCGCCCCUCAGGGUGGCGGCAGAGAGUGCGCGGGAUCAGGUGAACAGCUGAAAGUGUGUAACACUCACAACUGCACAGACUCAGGGCCGUGGUACGACUGGUCACCGUGGUCUUUGUGCACUGUCAGUUGUGGAGGAGGCUCUCAAAGUCGUAGCCGCACCUGUCGAGCGCCACCCUGCACGGGCAUGAAGCGUCAGAGCAAGACGUGUAACACACAAGUAUGCCUGGAGGUGGGUUGUCCUCCCGGUCGUCUCUAUAGAGAGUGUGACGAUGGAGACGGUUGUCCGUUUAGCUGUUCUCAGGUCAGUGGUCAUGAGGGUUGUUACUCAGAGGGCUGUGAUGAGGGUUGCCGCUGUCCGCCCAACACUUACCAGCACAACGGAACCUGCGUUCAUGAAUGUCCGUGUUUGGUGGACAGCGAGUUCCUGUCCUCUUUACAGAGUGUAUCGAUGACACCUGAUGUGACCCCUGACCUCCAGAACAUCACACUGGGAACAGAGCUGAUGUCUGGAGAGGAGAUCAUGCAUGAGUGUAGCUCCUGUUCAUGUGAGCACGGUCUGUGGAACUGUUCUCUGGUGCCGUGUCCCCGUGAUGGGGGUCUUUCUCAUUGGGGCCCCUGGGGUCCCUGCUCAUUGAGCUGUGGAGGUUUAGGUCAGAAGAGUCGCAGCAGAAGCUGUAAUCAGCCGACUCCUGCUCACGGGGGACGAGACUGUCAAGGGCCUCUGCUGGACACCGCAUACUGUCAGACACCUGACUGUUCAGUGGUGUCUGUCCCAACAGAGGAACCGUCUCUACCAGAUGAGGAUACUGGGUUCUCUCAAUGGACAGCGUGGUCUCAGUGCUCGAGGACCUGCAGUGAUUCGCGUUUUUCCGCUCUGAAGGUCCGAAUGAGAGAGUGUGUCCGUGAGCUCUGCUCUGGAGCGACCCGACAGGAACGAGUCUGUAACCUGCCACAGUGUCCCGAUGGCGGUGUGUGUCAGGGGCCGGACUGUGCUCAUAGGAACUGUUCAUGGACCGAAUGGGCGGACUGGACUCCCUGUUCUCGCUCCUGUGGGGUGGGACAACAGCAGCGUGUUCGGACCUUCAUCGCCCCGGGUGUCAAUGGUACCUGGUGUCAGGACAUCCUGGGAGGAAACGUGGAAAACCGGUUUUGUAAUAUCCGUGCCUGCCGUGUGGAUGGAGGUUGGUCUCGCUGGAGCUCCUGGUCUCUCUGUGAUAAAGUUUGUGGAGGAGGACGGUCCAUCAGAACUCGCUCCUGUUCGAGUCCUCCACCCAAAAAUGGAGGUCACAAUUGUUCAGGAGAGAAGAAUCAGGUCAAGCCCUGUAACACCAGACCAUGCGAUGAUCACGGCUGUCCACCUGGUCUGGUUUUUGUGUCGUGUGCUAAUGAAUGUCCACAGCGCUGUUCAGAUCUACAGCAGGGGAUUCACUGUCAGCGCAGCACUGAAUGUCAGCCGGGCUGUCGAUGCCCAUACGGUCGAUUACUGCAGGAUGGAGUUUGUGUUCAGUUGUGGCAGUGUGACUGUCUGGACUCAUUGGGUCAGAGCUGGACUGCAGGCAGCAUUCAUCAGGUGGACUGUAAUAACUGCAGCUGCGCAGAUGGCUCGCUCACCUGUACCAAUCACACCUGCGCAGGUGAAAGCGCCUGCACGUGGAGCACCUGGUCAAACUGGGCGUCGUGCAGCAGCACCUGCGGUCCUGGACAGAGGACGCGGUUCAGGUCUUUGGUACCAGAGAGAGUUGAUGCUAACUGUCAGUUUGAAGAAGUCCAACACAAACCAUGUGACUCAGGGUUGUGUCCUCCGCUGUGUGUUCAUGAUGGGCAGGAGCUGUCUGUGGGAGAUACCUGGUUAGCUGGGGAAUGUGAACAAUGUACCUGUAUUCCUGAAGGAGAAUACUGUCAGGAUAUAGACUGUCGAGUUAAUGGUGGAUGGACACCGUGGUCUCUGUGGUCCGCCUGUCCUGUGACCUGUGGAAAGGGUAAACAGAUUCGAACCCGAGCCUGUAUCAACCCCCCACCACGAAACAAUGGCACACACUGCACAGGACCUGAGAGAGACACGCAAGAUUGUCGCACUGGACCUUGUCUUGAUGAUUUGUGUCCAUGGUCAUCGUGGUCGCACUGUUCUCGGAGCUGUGGGGCUGGUGUGAUCUCCAGACAUCGACAGUGUUUGUGUGAAGACGACGGGGAUCAUGCAUGUCCUCCAGAGAUCGAGACCAACAGAGAAGAGACACAGUUGUGUUAUAAGAGACCCUGCCCAGACUGUGUGAUGUCUGAAUGGAGCGAGUGGUCUGUGUGUUCUUGUGUAUCUCAAUAUCAGCAGCGGUUUCGUGCACCGUUGGUUUCGGCCACCAGUGGGCAGCACUGCACUGAUCUUGAGAGGGAGAGUCGACCCUGCACACCUGACAACUGCCAAGACUGUCAAGAACCCUUCCUGUUCUCUGAAUGUGGAUCUCCGUGUGAGAAACACUGUGAUCUGUUGGGUCAAACUGAGACUUGUGUUACCCAUCAAAACUGCACGCCCGGCUGUUUCUGUCCUGAGGGUCUCCUGCAGCAGAAUGGAUCUUGUGUCCGUCCGGAUCAGUGUGGAUGUGUUCAUCUUCAGCAUCAGGGAUCAGAUAGACCUGUACCUGUCAUUGUCCCUCAGGGGGCGCUGCUCACCAUCGGCUGCAGGACAUGUCUUUGUCAUGAUGGGUCUCUGCAGUGUGAUUCACAGGAAUGUGCAGUGAUGGUCAGUGAGUGGUCAGAAUGGACCUCCUGCUCUCCGUGUAUCCCAGCGUCCUCGUCUCUCUCUGGUGAGAUGGGUUCAGGUUUUGUAUCUGUACAGCGGCGGUUUCGCGCGUGUCUGGAUGUUGAGUCGGGUCUGCUGGCAGGCGGGUGUGAGGAGGAGCUGGAGGAAGAGAGGCUCUGCCCGCAGCCGGACAUCUGUGCAGAUCUGUGUCAGUGGAGCGCGUGGAGUGUAUGGAGCGCAUGUAAAGACCCCUGCAGCGGAGGUUUCCGUCAGCGCGAGCGACGACCCCUGACCUCUGACCCUGCACCUCACUGCAGAAGCAUGCAGAUGCAAUCUCAGAGCUGCAACACCGCCAUCUGUCCUGGCGAGCACUGUGAGGACAGGGGGCGUGUCUAUGAUGACUCCUGCGCCAAUCGAUGUCCACGCACCUGCGCAGACCUGUGGGAUCACAUUCAGUGUCUGCAGGGCACCUGUCACGCAGGGUGUCGAUGUGCAGACGGACGACUCUUACAGGACGGCUUGUGCGUACGAGUGGAUGAAUGUCGCUGUGGUGUUCCAGCGGAGAACGGAACGCUGGAGAUCCGGCCUGGACAAAACAUAACCGUCGACUGCAAUAGCUGCAUGUGUGUUAAUGGGUCAUUGGAGUGUUCAGAUCGGAUAUGUCCCAUCUACGGUCCUUGGGGAGCAUGGAGCGAGUGCUCGGUGUCUUGUGGGUCAGGUAUGCGGAUACGCAAUCGACCCUGCACACGCAUGACAGGAGGUCCGGCCUGCGAAAACACGGUCCAGAAUCAAACCUGCUAUCUGUCACCAUGUCCAGCCGGUUGUGUGUUAAGCGAAUGGUCGCCCUGGACUGACUGUAGCGCCUCCUGUGGUGGAGGAGUGUCACUGCGCAGAAAGACCGUCCUACAGGAACCAGAACCCGGGGGUCUGAUCUGUCCCGGACCCUUGGAGCAACACACGGCAUGCAAUACUAACAGCUGCCUGCCUGAUUGUCCUCCCGGUCAAGAGUUCAGCUCCUGUGCAGGUUUGUGUCCAUACAGUUGUGAGGACCUUUGGCCUGAGAAUCAAUGUGUACCCGUCACCUGCACUCCUGGAUGUAUCUGUCCCAACGGAGAGGUUAUGCUGAACGGUACUUGCGUCCCACAAUCCGAAUGUCCUUGUUCUCCUCUCUCUCUCCUGCUGGCUUUUCCCAACAUCACUCUGGAUAUUCAGGAUCAGGAAGUUCCCUCUGGAACCAUCAUACCACACUUGUGCAACUCUUGUGUUUGUGAUGGUGGCGUCUUCACCUGCACUAAUAAGUCAUGUGAUGUGGACUGUGAGUGGAGUAGCUGGUCGGCGUGGAGUUGGUGUUCAGUGUCGUGUGGAUCGGGACAGCAGUUUUCCAGUCGGACGGUUCAGAGACAGCGUCAGUACAGUGGACAGGAGUGUGAGGGACCCUCAUACAGAACCCAAACCUGCAAAGGCCCUGAAUGUGGGUGUCCGGAGGGUGAACGUUGGCUUUGGGGUCUUACCGGAUCGGAGCGAGUGUGUGAGAGAAGAUGUUUGGAUCUUUACCGUCCAGAACCGCUGAACUGCACCGGUCCCGGGUCCACAGAUGGGUGUGUGUGUGAAGAGGGACGCUAUCGUAACCCGCAGGGCGAGUGUGUGAUUCCGGCUCUGUGUCCGUGCGAAGAGGAUGAUGGAGGAGUUCGAGAGCCGGGGUCUGAAUGGGAGGACGGCUGUCAGUCAUGUCGAUGUGUCAAUGGUCAGAAACACUGUCAAUCAAACUGUCCUUCACUUCAUUGCUCUGAGGGUGAAGUGAAGAUUCUGGAACCAGGGGUCUGUUGUCCUGUGUGCAGGAGAGAGUAUCCAGAGGAUCCUGUUGCCGAGUGCCGUCGUUACACUGAGGUCAGGAACAUCACCAAGGGCGACUGUCGCCUCGACAACGUGGAGGUCAGCUUCUGUAGAGGGCGCUGCCUAUCCAGAAUCGAUGUCAUUCUUGAGGAGCCGUACCUCCAGGCAUUUUGUGACUGUUGCAGCUACAGGCUGGACCCCCAGAAUCCCGUCCGCUUUCUCAGUCUGCAGUGUGCCAGCGGAGACACAGAGCCUGUGGUUCUGCCCGUCAUUCACAGCUGCGAGUGUACCAGCUGUCAGGGUGGAGACCUGUCGAGACGUUGAAUGGCCACUGAUGAAUGGACAGAGCGUUUGGAUGUGAUGUCCUUUUAUUCGUCCGGUCUUACUUGUGUAGCUUGUCAUUAUAUGACUGAAUCUUUUCUAUUUAAUAUUUCCAAAGCUCUACGAGAUUUACAUUCUGUACAGCCUUUAAAUUAUGAUUUAUUACUUAUUAUUUCAGUCUUUAUUAUACCUUGUAUUUUAAUUAAACGCUGUAUUACACUAGCUCUCCUGAAUUAUUAGCCUACCAAAGGCUUUAAUCUUUGUUAUCAUAACAGUUAAUUACUUUAAUACAGGUUUGUAGCAAAUGUGUUAUAUUAAAAGAUACAUUAAGAGAUUUCUAUGUGAUGUAGGUCACCAAAGAUUAUUAAGAAAAUGUCUGUAUGUGCAUUUGAGUCAAUCUCAUGACCAAUGUUUGGGGUUAAACAUCAAACCUCAAAUAAAGAAAACAAACAUUUGUUUGCAGUUUUUUGUAAGACUCACCCCUGUGAUGUAUAUUCGUCUGCACACUGUGUGAGUUUGUGUGUGUGAGAGAGAUGAGAGGCUGGAAGAUCUCACUGUGGGAUGCCAUGCGCUCCUGACUAAAUAUGGGAAAAACGCUCCGCGCGCCCCCUUGUGAAGCCCGUGAACCCAGUUUCAAUCAGUCACGUAACAGAUUUUUAAACAGAUACCCUCUUUAAAAUCAAAACCCCACGCAUUUGUGAAUCUCAUGCUAAUUAGGCUGAGAUCUCCGGCGUUUUUUGUAUUCAUCGGAGCACAUCUAUAUAAUUGUCACGGCCACGAGGAAAGCCUUUUGUCCGGGAGCGAGUGACGGUGCAGGGAAACCCCACGUUCGCGACUCGUGCAUCCACGGUGACGUAUCAUGUACAGUGUGACAGCGCGACACCCCUGAUGGUGGAAAACAAAGCGCAGACGCGUGCGCUCGAGAAGCUGUCAGAUGGAGAAGGAGCGCGUAUUGAUGCCGGUGCGAUGCUCGGGAAGUGUUUAGUUUGCUUUUCGUUCGCGACUCAUGAUUUCUGACUCUUUCUACGACAGCCCGGGGCGUGACGACAUCAAAGAUUCGCCUCGUCCACCUGCGAACACAAAACCCAAACGACAUCUCUGACUGCGCGAUGAAAUGAACUAGACUAU